Molecule: messenger RNA, 960 nt
Organism: Scylla paramamosain (green mud crab)
Lineage: Eukaryota; Metazoa; Arthropoda; Malacostraca; Decapoda; Portunidae
Product: multiple epidermal growth factor-like domains protein 10
Exons: 7
Coding region: 1-960 (319 amino acids)
Molecular function (GO): scavenger receptor activity
Source: RefSeq, a predicted model, not a curated record
AUGUUGGCAUUGACUGCUCCAAAGAGUGCCCAGAAAGUGGGAAAGUGGGGAGCCGGGUGUCUGCAUGAGUGCCAGUGUGCCAAUGGAGCCACGUGUCACCCAGCUACGGGCGUCUGUGGCCUAGACUGUCCCCCAAGAUUCAUGGGAACCGAAUGCUACACACCGUGUCCGGCUGGUCACUAUGGACCGCGGUGUAUGAAGGCGUGUAUGUGCGGCCUGCGACCCUGCGACCCAAGCACAGGCGUGUGUCUCUGUCCGGCGGGGAACAAGGGACCAAACUGCAAUCAAGCGUGUUCUGAGGGACAGUGGGGACAAAGCUGCUUGAGGAAGUGCGAAUGCCAAAACGGUGCUACGUGCAACUCUGUGACUGGAGAAUGCCACUGUCAGCCAGGAUAUGUGGGCCCUACGUGUGAGGCAACGUGCCCCGCCGGCAGGUAUGGUGUCAACUGUAGUGGAAUAUGUGGGUGCCUCAACGGUGCCUCCUGCGACCACAGGACUGGCCGGUGCCAGUGCCUACCGGGAUUCACGGGUCUUAGCUGCGGUCAGCCCUGUCCCCUGGGACGAUUCGGUCAGGACUGUGUACAAGUAUGUGACUGCAACGACGGUGGUGGGUGUGACAAGGUGACCGGGGAGUGCACAUGUGCGCCGGGGUGGCAAGGGUCUCAGUGCAAACUCAAAUGCGAGGAGGGUCGCUAUGGAGCAGGUCGUGCCAUGAACUGUAGCUGUGCCAAUGGAGACGAAUGUGACCACAUUUCAGGCGCCUGCAUGUGUCGUCCAGGGUGGCGUGGGACAUUCUGCUCCAUUCCGUGCCCAGACGGGUUUUGGGGCAUAGAGUGUCGGUACCAGUGUGACUGUGAUGUUGGCGCGACCUGUGACCCCGCCACGGGAGUGUGCUCGUGUCCGCCUGGCAAACGCGGCCAUCACUGUUCCAACAGUGAGUACUUAGUUUCAUGUCUCUGA